AUGGCGGAGGCGCCUCCUGUCUCAGGUGUUUUUAAGUUCAAUACGGAUGCUGCUGAGUUCAUUCCUCAGGAGAGAAAAAAUUCUGGUCUGUUCUGUGGGAGUCAAAGGAGACUAGAUUCUCAUAGAAUUGGUAGAAGAAAUUACAGUUCACCGCCUCCCUGUCACCUUUCCAGGCAAAUCUCUUAUGAUGACAUCUCUGCUGUUCAUCAGCACAGUUUUCAUCCUUCAGGAAGCAAACCUAAGAGUCAGCAGACUUCUUUCCAGCCCUCUGUUUCUAACAAAUCUCUCAAGAACCAUGGCCUUCAGAAUCAACCUUGGCAGAAACUGAGGAGUGAAAAGCAGCCUGUCAGAGUCAAGAGAGCACAGGGCCUCCCUGCCCAGACCUCAGAUGCACCUGGCCUGGAAAGCGUGGCCAGGUCAGAGAGUGGGGCGAACCGCAGAGAGCAUAGCCCUGCCGAGAGUGAGAAGGAAAUCGUCGGUGCAGAUCCAAGGGGAGCAAAACCCAAGAAAGCAGCCCAGUUUAUAUACAGCUAUGGGAGAGGACCAAAAGUCAAGGGGAAACUCAAAAGUGAGUGGGGUCACAGAAUGACUCCCAAACCUGAGGAGGCAGGACCUGAAACCAGCAAACCAGCAGGGGUUAUCCACCCUGACUCUUCAGAUACUUCCUCUAGAAAAGUAGUAGCGGAUGGGGCCAGGCGCGGCGAGCAGAGAAGACACCCACAGAAAAGGUCUCCCUGGGAAGUGGAGGGAGCCAGGCCACGACCAGGCAGGAAUCCACCAAAACAGGAGGGCCAACGACAUACAAGCGCAGGGGCCAGAAGCAACAUGGCCUCCAUUCCAAAGGAUGAUCUUAAUGAAAGGCCAGCAAAAUCCGCCUGUGACAGUGGGAACGUGGCAGUCGUCAGCAGGUCUUCUAGAAGGGCUGACCCAGAGAAGUGUGCUGUAAGGAGGCAGGAUCCUCAGGUAGCAUCUUUCCCCCGAGGCAAACAGAACCACAUGCUAAAGAAUGUGGAAACACACACAGGUUCUCUGAUUGAACAGCUCACCACAGAAAAAUACGAGUGCAUGGUGUGCUGUGAGUUGGUUCGUGUCACAGCCCCGGUGUGGAGUUGUCAGAGCUGUUACCAUGUGUUUCACUUGAACUGCAUAAAGAAAUGGGCCAGGUCUCCAGCAUCUCAAGCAGAUGGCCAGAGUGGUUGGAGGUGCCCUGCAUGUCAGAAUGUUUCUGCACAUGUUCCUAAUACCUACACUUGUUUCUGUGGCAAGGUAAGGAAUCCCGAAUGGAGCAGAAAUGAAAUCCCACAUAGCUGUGGUGAGGUCUGCAGAAAGAAGCAGCCUGGCCAGGACUGCCCACAUUCCUGCAACCUUCUGUGCCAUCCAGGACCUUGCCCACCCUGCCCUGCCUUUAUGACUAAAACUUGUGAAUGUGGACGGACCAGGCACACAGUUCGCUGCGGUCAGGCGGUCUCAGUUCACUGUUCUAACCCUUGUGACAGUAUUUUGAAUUGUGGUCAGCACCACUGUGCUGAGCUGUGCCAUGGGGGUCCCUGCCAACCUUGUCGGGUCAUAUUGAACCAGGUAUGCUACUGUGGCAGCACCUCCCGAGAUGUGUUAUGUGGAACAGACAUGGGAAAGUCUGAUGGAUUUGGGGACUUUGGCUGUUUAAAGAUAUGUGGCAAGGACUUGAAAUGUGGGAACCACACUUGUUCUCAGGUGUGCCACCCUCAGCCCUGCCCGCCGUGCCCACGGCUUCCCCCGCUUGUGCGCUAUUGCCCUUGUGGGCAAACUCCUCUCAGCCAGUUGCUGGAACUUGGAAGCAGUGGUCGGAAGACAUGCAUGGAUCCUGUGCCUUCAUGUGGAAAAGUGUGCGGCAAGCCUCUGCCUUGUGGUUCCCUAGAUUUCAUUCAUACCUGUGAAAAGCUCUGUCAUGAAGGAGACUGUGGACCAUGCUCUCGCACAUCAGUUAUUUCCUGCAGAUGCUCUUUCAGAACAAAGGAGUUCCCAUGUACCAGUCUCAAAAGUGAAGCAGAUGCUACAUUUAUGUGCGACAAGAGGUGUAACAAGAAACGGUUAUGUGGACGGCAUAAAUGUAAUGAGAUAUGCUGUGUGGAUAAGGAGCACAAGUGUCCUUUGAUUUGUGGGAGGAAACUCCGCUGUGGCCUUCAUAGAUGUGAAGAACCUUGUCAUCGUGGAAACUGCCAGACGUGCUGGCAAGCUAGUUUUGAUGAAUUAACCUGCCACUGUGGUGCAUCAGUGAUCUACCCGCCAGUUCCCUGUGGCACCAGGCCCCCUGAGUGUACCCAGACCUGUGCCAGAGUCCAUGAAUGUGACCAUCCAGUGUACCAUUCUUGUCAUAGUGAGGACAAGUGUCCUCCUUGUACUUUCCUCACGCAGAAGUGGUGCAUGGGCAAACAUGAGUUACGAAGCAACAUUCCCUGUCACCUGGUGGAUAUCUCUUGUGGACUGCCCUGCGGCGCCACGCUGCCGUGUGGGAUGCACAGGUGUCAGAGGCUCUGUCACAAAGGAGAAUGUCUGGGCGACGAGGUCUGCAAGCAGCCCUGCACCGCCUCCAGAGCCGACUGUGGCCACCCGUGCAUGGCGCCCUGCCACCUCAGCUUGCCCUGCCCAGUGACCGCCUGCAAGGCCAAGAUAGAGCUGCAGUGUGAGUGUGGACGAAGAAAGGAAAUCAUGGUUUGCUCAGAAGCAUCCAGUACUUAUCAAAGAAUAGCUGCUAUUUCCAUGGCCUCCAAAAUAACAGACAUGCAGCUUGGAGAUUCAGUGGAGAUCAGCAAGUUGAUUACUAAGAAGGAAAUUCACCAAGCCAGGCUGGAGUGUGAUGAGGAAUGUUCAGCCUUGGAAAGGAAAAAGAGGUUAGCAGAGGCAUUUCAUAUCAGUGAUGAUUCUGAUCCUUUCAACGUACGUUCUUCAGGGUCAAAAUUCAGUGACAGUUUGAAGGAAGAUGCUAGGAAAGACUUAAAGUUUGUCAGCGAUAUUGAGAAGGAAAUGGAAGCCCUCGUGGAGGCCGUGAAUAAGGGGAAAAUUAGUAAGAAGAGCCACUGCUUCCCUCCCAUGAACAGAGACCACCGCCGGAUCAUCCACGACCUGGCCCAGGUGUACGGCCUGGAGAGCGUGAGCUAUGACAGUGAGCCGAAGCGCAAUGUGGUGGUCACUGCGGUCAGAGGGAAGUCCAUUUGUCCUCCUACCACACUGACAGGUGUACUCGAAAAGGAGAAUCAGUCACGGCCUCCGCCACCGAUCGCCCAUCACAGGCAGACAGACAAGAAUCCUGGGAGCAGCAAUUUACAGAAGAUAGCGAAGGAGCCAGUAAUUGACUACUUUGAUGUCCAGGACUGA
Rangifer tarandus platyrhynchus (Svalbard reindeer) is the source of this 3354-nucleotide messenger RNA. The record is from the annotation of a GenBank genome assembly. Lineage: Eukaryota; Metazoa; Chordata; Mammalia; Artiodactyla; Cervidae.